GGCCGUCGGGGCGCGGCGCGGCGGCGAUGGGGGCUCUCCCAGCGCUGCUGGGGGCCGCCUUGCUGUGGGCCGGCGCCGGGGCCCUCGUCAACCUCAAGUACUCGGUGGAGGAGGAGCAGCGGGCCGGCACGGUGAUCGCCAACGUCGCCAAGGACGCCCGGGACGCCGGUUUCGUGCUGGACCCCCGGCAGCCUGCUGCCUUCAGGGUGGUCUCCAACUCGGCCCCCCAUCUGGUGGACAUCAGCCCCGGGUCCGGGCUGCUGGUGACCAAGCAGAAGAUCGACCGGGACCUGCUGUGCCGGCAGAGCCCCAAGUGCAUCAUCUCGCUGGAGGUGAUGUCCAGCUCCAUGGAGAUCUGCGUGAUCAAGCUGGAGAUCAAGGACCUCAACGACAACGCGCCCAGCUUCCCCACUGACCAGAUUGAGCUGGAGAUCUCAGAGACGGCCAGCCCCGGCACCCGGGUGCCUCUGGAGAGUGCCUACGACCCGGACUCGGGCAGCUUUGGUGUGCAGAGCUACGAGAUCACCCCCAAUGACCUCUUUGGGCUGGAGACCAAGACGCGGGGCGAUGGGUCCCGCUUUGCCGAGCUGGUGGUGGAGAAGAGCCUGGACCGCGAGACCCAGUCCCACUACAGCUACGUGAUCACGGCGCUGGACGGGGGUGACCCGCCCAACUUCGGCACGGUGGAGCUCAGCAUCCGCGUCAUUGACUCCAAUGACAACAACCCGCUCUUCGAGGAGCCGGCCUACACCGUCAGCGUGCCUGAGAACGCCCCGCCGGGCACACCGGUUAUCCGCCUCAACGCCUCCGACCCGGAUGAGGGCACCAACGGCCAGGUCCUCUACUCUUUCCAUAGCUACGUCUCCGAGAGGGCGCGGGAGCUCUUCCAGAUCGACCCGCAGAGCGGCCUCAUCACGGUGAGCGGUGCCAUUGACUAUGAGGAGGGUCACGUCUAUGAGCUGGACGUGCAGGCCAAGGACUUGGGGCCUAACUCCAUCCCCGCCCAUUGCAAAGUGACCAUCAGCGUCCAGGAUGCCAAUGACAACCCGCCGCUCAUCAACCUGCUCUCUGUCAACAGCGAGCUGGUGGAGGUGAGCGAGAACGCCCCACCGGGGUAUGUCAUUGCCCUGGUGCGUGUCUCGGACCGUGACUCCGGGGCCAACGGGCGCGUGCAGUGCAAGCUCCUGGGCAACGUGCCCUUCCGGCUCCAGGAGUACGAGAGCUUCUCCACCAUCCUGGUGGAUGGGCGGCUGGACCGGGAGCAGAGGGACCAGUACAACCUCACCAUCCAGGCCAGGGACAACGGCGUUCCCUCCCUGCAGGCCACCAAGUCCUUCACUGUCAAGAUCACCGAUGAGAAUGACAACCAUCCCCACUUCUCCAAGCCCUAUUACCAGGUGAUCGUGCAGGAGAACAACACCCCAGGGGCCUAUCUCCUCUCGGUCUCGGCCAGGGACCCUGACCUGGGCCUCAAUGGCAGUGUCUCCUACCAGAUCGUGCCCUCCCAAGUCAGGGACAUGCCUGUCUUCACCUAUGUCUCCAUCAACCCCAACUCUGGAGAUAUCUAUGCUUUGAGGUCCUUCAAUCACGAACAGACAAAGGCCUUUGAGUUCAAGGUCUUGGCAAAAGACGGGGGUAACCCCUCUCUGCAGAGCAAUGCCACUGUGAGGGUGAUUGUCCUGGAUGUCAAUGACAACACCCCGGUGAUCACAGCCCCACCGCUGGUCAAUGGGACGGCGGAGGUGUACAUCCCCAGGAACGCAGGGGUCGGCUACCUGGUCACCGUGGUCAAGGCAGAUGACUACGACGAGGGUGAAAAUGGCAGACUCUCCUAUGAAAUGGUGGAAGGAGACAGAGGGUUUUUUGAGAUAGACCAGGUCAAUGGAGAGAUAAGGACCACCAGAGCCUUUGGGGAGAAUGCCAAGACAGCCUACGAGCUGAUUGUGGUGGCUCACGACCAUGGGAAAACAUCUCUGUCGGCUUCCGCCUUGAUUUUGAUAUACCUGUCUCCAGCCCUGGAUGCCCAGGAGUCCAUAGGAUCUGUUAACCUCUCCCUGAUUUUCAUUAUUGCCCUGGGGUCUAUCGCAGCCAUUCUUUUUGUCACCAUGAUCUUCGUGGCAGUCAAGUGCAAAAGGGAUAACAAGGAAAUCAGGACCUACAACUGCAGAAUCGCAGAGUACUCCUAUGGGCAUCAGAAGAAAUCAAGCAAGAAGAAGAAGAUCAGCAAGAAUGAUAUCCGCCUGGUGCCGCGGGACGUGGAGGAGACGGAUAAAAUGAACGUUGUCAGCUGCUCCUCUCUCACUUCAUCCCUCAACUACUUCGACUACCACCAGCAGACCCUGCCGCUGGGCUGCCGCCGCUCCGAAAGCACCUUCCUCAAUGUGGAGAACCAGAACAACAGGAACGCUGGCUCCAAUCACAUCUACCAUCACACCUUCACGGGGCAGAGCCCCCAGCAGCCCGACCUCAUCAUCAACGGGAUGCCGCUGCCGGAGACUGAAAACUACUCCUUUGAUUCCAACUACGUGAACAGCAGAGCUCAUUUAAUAAAGAGCAGCUCCACGUUCAAGGACUUGGAGGGGAACAGCCUGAAGGACAGCGGGCACGAGGAGAGCGACCAGACGGACAGCGAGCAUGAUGUCCAGCGGGGCCUCUACUGCGACACGGCCGUCAACGACGUGCUGAACACCAGCGUCCCCUCCAUGGGGUCCCAGGGGCCCGAGCAAGAGCAGAGCGAGGGGUUCCAUUGCAGGGAGGAGUGCCGCAUCCUGGGCCACUCGGACCGGUGCUGGAUGCCCCGCGGCGCCGUCCCCAGCCGCACCAAGUCCCCGGAGCACGGGAGGAACGUCAUCGCGCUGUCCAUCGAGGCCACGGCGGUGGACGCGGAGCCUUACGCAGACUGCAGCACAAAAAGGACCUUCGCCACCUUCGGCAAGGAGGGCGCUGAGCCCCUGGCCGAGGAGCGCCUCGCCAACCCCAAAGGCAAAAGAACGGUGGACCCGGCCGCCUGCAGCCCCAAGGUGAGCGGCGCCAUCCGCGAGGCGGGCAACGGCUGCGAGGCCGUCAGCCCCGUCACCUCGCCCCUCCACCUGAAGAGCCCUUUGGCCGGCAAGCCCUCGGCUCCGUACGGUGCCGGGCACUGCGCCGGCAACCGGGAACGGGAGCCCUUUGGGAACACUGGUCCUUCCCGGCCGACGGAGGCAGAGCCCCGCGGGGCGGACAGCGAGAGCGGCGGGCAGGAGGGCAACCCGCUCCUGCAGGAACGCCGGGAUAAGGACUCGCCCGGCGCCCGGAGACUAAAAGACAUCGUCCUCUGAGCAGCACCCGGUGAGAGGAGGAGGAAGAGGAGGAUGAGGAGGGACCGCACGACUCCCAGCGCAGAUUGUUUUUACCGCUUACCAAUGGUUCACAGAUUGCUGUAUUUAAAAGCUUUCCCUAAAUGUAUUGUUUAUAAAUGAAGCUAUCGUUAAUGUGACAAUCCCACUUGGCUCAACAGGCAGCAGGGGUGUGCAGCCCGAGCAAAGCAGCUGGUGGUUUGCUAUUGGGUGGUGGGGGGCAGAGGUGAGACGUUCCCCCUCCCUGCUCCCCUGCAGCGCUCGGUGUCCCCUCCUCGGAGUUUCUAUAUUUUUAUAUCAAUUCCCAUUCCUGGAGAGAAUUGAAUGGCAAAUUCCUCAUCCAGCCCUCUUUAGUCAUCACCCCGGUGGUUUUGUAGUCCAGGCAGAGCCGCGGCCGUUCCCUGCGUGCCACUGCUCAAUGUGACACUCGGGUGAGUGUUCAUUAACCCAACACGAGGCUGUUUGUAUUUCAAGAUGUUGCUAUUUUGCUAUGGACCCCCUUGCAUUUAUGAAUCCUUUUGCUGUCACAUGCUUCUCUGUACUAUUCCUGUAUUUGAUAUUGCAAAUUCCUGUAUGUCUGGUGAUGGCAAAAGGCUUCCAAGCAUAACAAAAAUGGAAAGAAACAUAAUUCACCAUCAUCUAACCUAAACUUUGGGGACCCUGCAGCCUGCAACCCACUGGAGCCAGCGCUUCUCCCAGCCCUCCAUCACCUGAAGCCUCCCCCAGCUCCUGCAGGGCAGUGCCAGGGCAUUAAGGGAAGAGGUUUUGGGUGGGGGGAAUUUCUGCCUGGAUUGCAAUUGUUGGAUGCGCUGUGCUGAACUUUUCCCCCUUCCCUGUUUCUUUUCCAUCAUUUCAAGGCAAUGCAUGGAAAGCUUUUUUUCCACAAGUUGGUUGGUUUGGGGUUUUUUUCCAGUUCCCAGGUUUAGCUAUCCCCCGUCUCCAAUCAUAUCCAAGCCAAAGGGAUGGAAUUAUUGAAGAGAUCUCAAUCACCUUCUCAAUUAGGCACACACUUCCAAGUCAGCAUUUCCCAGGCGUGAUUAUGCCAAGUAUGUGUCUGUAUGUGUCACCAUGGCAUGGAUUUCAGGCUGUUCUGAUUUCUUUCCGUCCCUGCAUCAUAAAUAAGUAUGGAAUGAGCAAUAGCGACGUUAAUUUAGGGGCAGACAGGUGAUAUGUAACAAUGCUACUAAUUCAAUUAAUGUGCCUUCUUAAUGGAGAGAAAAUUAAAGCAAUUCAUUAUUUUUGCUCAGAAUUAAGGACUUUUUCCUUUUUUGUGUGGGUACAAAUCUACUCAUAUAAAAAUGAUUCCAAAAUUGAGCUACUUUCAUAGCCCCUUUGUAGAAGGGAGAGAGGGAAAGGGGCUUCACAGCUCCCUGCCCUCUUGCAGUGAUGAUUCCUCAGUGAGGUAUGAGUGAGGUAGGAUUGCCGUUAGUGUAUUACCAUUGUGAUUUAUAAUACACAAUUAGUGUAUUACUGUUGUGAUUAACCCUUCACUGGACAGAUUUUCCUCCCCCAAAUGAUGUUUCCUAGAAUUGAAAAUGGAUUAUGGAAGGGGAAAUACAUCGCUCUUGCCAAUGUUUGCUGUACCAGCAAGCUGAGAUUAGUGGUUUAUAGAGAAAGAGUCUUUCUAGGUCUACAUCUUAUGAUAAGAAAUGCAUUACUUUGAUUUCUCUAAGUGAAAAACAUCAUCAGGAAAACAAACUCCAGUCAUUACUAUCCUCCAAAUUACCUGAAGCUCCAGCUUUUAUUUCUUCAGGGCAAAUGGAUCCUGCCUGAAGGCAUGGCUGGUCCCAGGCAUGUCCGCAGUCACUCUGCUCCCCUUGCCACUUCCUAGGGCCAGGAAUUGGGAAAGAACCGACAAAAGAUGGGAUUUGUGAUGCUUCCCUCGCUGGUAUUGAUGACUACCUCAUUCAGCUCCCAUCCCACGCGCUAACGUGAUGUUCUGCAUCCCUCUGGAAAGCGAAACGGGGAUUUUUCCCCUCUCUUCUGGAGUUUGAGCCCAUUUUUCAGGGAUAUGUUCUUUCUGUUCCUGCCUGUGUGCUGUUACUGCUGUCAUUUCAAUCUGUGUUUCUUUUCCCCAAAUGUGUGUAUUUUUCUAACACAAGCAAAGAAGAAAGGGGCUGGCUCGGGGCUGUUGGAAUAACUGGAUGUUCUGGAACUGUGAGGCUGGGUUUAUGCUGAUGUUACCUGGUUUUGUCAGCUCUUUAGGGGGGGAAAAGCUUCUUGUAUGUGUUUGCUGAGUGACAGAGCCUGUGAUGUCAGAUCAUAGAGUCCCAGACUGCUUUGGGUUGGAAGGGACCUUAAAGCUCAUCCAGAUGCCAUGUGCAGAGACACCUUCCACUAGAGCAGCCUGCUCCAAGCCCCGUCCAACCUGGCCUUGAACACUGCCAAGGAUGGGCUCUUGGCUUUGCAAGGCAGCAGCCCCACAUCACCCCAUUGUCCAUCACCACCUCCAGCAGGAUGGGACCUGGCUGCCCCCCAUUUCAGGCUCCCCAUUAUCAUCACCAUCACCCCCAGCUACCCGAGGAGCCCCGGCUGUUGGCUCCUGUUGAGCACUGCCCUCUACCUGCAGAGCUGCCAGCACCAGCCCGGUGCUUUGGAUGAGAAGUAGAUGCUAAGUGAAAAGGAAGAGAGCACAAACCCACCAGGAGCAUUCUGUAAUUCACCCAGAGGAGACGUUCACGUUCCGUGCCACCCUGAAUAACAGCACAGCCGAGGAGGGAUGUGAAAUAAUUCUGCAUUAAAAGGGGGCACUAAAGAGGUCACUAAACCCUUAUGCCUCCAAGAAAACCAUUUAAACACCAGUUUCCCGGGCUGCAGCCAGGGAUGCUGAGUGAGGGGCCCUCCCUGGCACAUCCUCCUGUGCAGGGCCAAGGGAAGAGGCUCCUGAGUCUGUUGCUACCCCUGUCACUGUCCCUCUGUGUCACUGGAGAUAAGUUCAGGCUCCUGAGCAAAUCUGUUUUGGGGUCGUUUUCCUUGUUGCAUUGAAACUGUCCAUGCAAAACCAUUCCGAGCUGCGGGGUGGGCAGGGAGCGCUUGGGAAAGGGGUUCCAGGUGUAAUUAUGGUGCUUUUGAGUAACUGAAACCUGUCCUCAGAUUUGGUUUAGGAAGAAUCGCUGGGAUCUGCUGGGUUUCCUGCAGGCACACUCACUGUGCUCCCUGUUACCCAGGAGAGCAGCACCCACCUACGAUUGUCCCCCGAGCAUGACGAGGACCAUCUGGAGCAUCCCUGGGGAUGAACCCCCCCCUGUGCUGGCUCAGGGACACUUCCCUGCUCCAUGGGGAGCCUUUCCCUAAGGGUGGGAUGAUGGAGGGAUGGGGAGGAUGAGCACCGUCCUGCUGAGGUUGUUGCCGUUGCCUGUGUGUUGUGAAGCUGGAGGUGGCCUGUGGAUGAUCACUCGUUGUGCAGAAGUGAAUUCCUUUCUAUUGAUUUCUAUUUUUCCUUUUUCAAAUAGGAGAGAACCAGUUCCUUUUGUAAAGAACACACUGUCUGAUGAAUAUGUUGGAAUUAUUCUCGGGAUGGGGAGGGGGGAAAAUAGUACCUAAUGAUGAAUGGAAACACAUUUGUCUGUCAUUGGGGGAGACUGAUGAUCUUGGUUGCUCCAGCUCUGGGCGAUGCCUGGUCCAGCCUGUGAGCCCAGCUGCAAGCACUGCCCAGACGGAUCCUUCACGAGCAUCAGCUGAUGUUCAGCUGAUCUAAACUGGGGUAGAACCUUCAAACACACCCAUUGCAACCUGGUUUUCCACACCGGCUAACCCGGUGGGAGCCGGGAUGCCAGCAGGCAGGGCUGCCGCGGGACUGAGCGCGGCGCAUCUCGUCUCGUCAUGGUGUGUCUCCGUUGCCGAGUAUAUGAAGAAUCAAUUGUUGUAUAUGCUGAUCUGUAUGUUAUGUACAUUUCCACAGUGAUUGACUCAUUGUAAACAGCAACAUGGAUAAAAAGAAGCAGCACCAUUCUGUCUAUUUUAUGAAGAUGAUAAAGCAGCUUUAUUAAGUUAUUACAGUUCUGUUUCAAUGGUGAACCACACUGGGUUGGGGUUUUUAUUUUCCCAUCCGAGAACUUUGUUUUCCACCUCAAUGUGAUUUUCUUUUCUCUGCUUUGAGCAUCCGAUGCAUUUUAGUAUUAAAGCAAUUAUUGAAUAAAAUGGAAAGUAAGUGUUUGGUUAAA
This is a messenger RNA of Neopsephotus bourkii (Bourke's parrot), 7498 nucleotides long. RefSeq names its product protocadherin 19 (gene PCDH19). Bases 27 to 3317 code for a protein of 1096 amino acids. The record is from RefSeq and is a predicted model, not a curated record. Gene Ontology annotation, cellular component: plasma membrane. Gene Ontology annotation, biological process: homophilic cell-cell adhesion. Gene Ontology annotation, molecular function: calcium ion binding. The transcript is spliced from 5 exons. Lineage: Eukaryota; Metazoa; Chordata; Aves; Psittaciformes; Psittacidae.